UGUCGAGUACAGAGUGUCAAAGCGCAUGAUCCUCUUUGCGGCUUUAUUUUGCAAUACGAACUUUUGUGUUCAUCAACUUUUAUCGCGAGUGCCUCGAUUUUCGGAUUUCAUUCGAGAUUUGUUCGCGAUUGUAUGUGAUUGAUUACGUCUAGAACCAUCGUUGGAAAUAAGCAAAAAUAGAAACGACAGAACGGGACAAAAGUGAACGAUGCGCAGUAAAUCAAGUACUAUGUUAUCUGCUGCGAAAAGCUGCAACUGCUUGGAUCGAUACAACAACAUAGCCGGCUUAGUAGAAAAUGUACAGAAUAUCAUCCGAUAAAUUCAAAUGUUCCAUGUUCUACUUAUGCCGGUACAUGCAAUUGUCACCGGAAGCUUUGUGAUACGGACAACGGGAAAAAGAAGAUCGAAACGUAGAGAGAGAGUGAUAUUCUAUUAACGAAAUAAAAAAAUCCUUUUUCCUCGAGACUGUUUAAACUAGAACGAAUAGCGAUGUCUUUGUCAUAUGUGACAAAUACCUCGCCGGCCUCUAUGUUGAUGGAGACAGCGCGAUCAACGACGUUCACAUUAACGUCAAAUUGCACGGAAUGCUUCAAUGUAACGAACGAAUUCAACGAAACGUGGGAAGUACCGUACAUACCGUACCGUGAACGACCCGAGACGUAUUUCGUGCCGAUUAUUUUCUUUCUGAUCGAGGUGAUUGGUCUUACUGGAAAUGGUGUACUCGCUCUUACAAUUCUUCGACAUUCCAGUAUGAGAAAUGGACCCAAUGCAUACAUUCUGUCGCUGGCGAUUGGCGAUAUACUGGUUUUAUUAAUAUGUGUCCCGUUCGUCGCUACUAUCUAUGUCUUUGAAUCUUGGUAUUUUGGAUUAAUAAUGUGUAAAGCCGCUGAUUAUGCAAAAGAUCUUUCCGUGGGAAUAUCUGUUUUCGCAUUAACUGCUCUCUCAGCAGACAGAUAUUUCGCCAUCGUGGAUCCUUGGAAAUUUCACGCCACAGGUAGUAAAAGACGAACAAUGCGAUUUGCUGCGGCCUUUGUGGGACUCAUUUGGUUUUUGGCUAUAGUGUGUGCGACUCCCGCUGUUUUCUCAUAUCUGAGAUAUUUCAAAGUUAAUCGACACAUAAGCUUUCAUGUAUGCUAUCCGUUUCCCGAGGAAUUUGGACCGAACUAUCCAAAAUUGAUAGUAAUGGGCCGUUUUGUUUUCUACUAUAUGAUACCUCUCUGCACUAUCGGCAUUUUCAAUAUAUUAAUGUCUAGGCACCUCAUGCGCAGUACGCGAAAUGUACUCGGUCAACUGCGAGGCCAGAUGAGGCAAAUGCAAGCACGGAUAAAGUUAGCAAAAAUGGUGAAGGCUCUCGUCAUCAUAUUCGCCAUUUGUUUUUUGCCUCAACACGUAUUCAUGCUGUGGUUUUAUUUCAACCCAAAUUCGCAAAAUGAUUACAAUUAUUUUUGGCAUUACUUCCGCAUAUUGGGCUUCUGUCUUGCUUUUAUCAACAGUUGCAUCAAUCCGAUCGCUCUUUAUUUUAUGAGCCAAAAUUUUAGAAAGUAUUUCAACAGAUACUUGUUCUGUUGCGCUACAAAAAGGGUGCGGAAAACGUGGCACCAAUGGUCGUCGGAUAUAAGCUCUCGCCGAUGGCGAAGUUUCUCACGUGUCAAUUCGAGAAAGGAACGAGAUGGCAUGCCCCUUUCUACCAUGGUUAGCGAUAUGCGACCUUCUAAUACUCCAAUAAAAGAGCAAGAAACUACCCUCACCGCCACAUUUAAUAAAUAAUAAUAAAGAUAAUUGCAUUCACUCACCGAUCGAUGCGCAGCAGCGGAGUUGUCGUUUUGUUGAUCAUCUGCAACACACAAAAAUAAAUCCAGAUUAGAGCCGCAUUCAAAAUGAAUAAUAUUUGUAAAAUAAUAA
This is a messenger RNA of Linepithema humile (Argentine ant), 1902 nucleotides long. Lineage: Eukaryota; Metazoa; Arthropoda; Insecta; Hymenoptera; Formicidae. The record is from RefSeq and is a predicted model, not a curated record.